AUGGCUCCUGCGCAGGACACCAUGUUCCGCUCAGCGGACAUGAGCUUGGUCCAGCUCUACGUUGCGAAAGAAAUCGGCCGCGAGGUCGUCAAUGCAUUGGGAGAGCUUGGGCAAGUUCAGUUUCGCGAUCUUAACUCGGACGUGACCGCAUUUCAGCGAACUUUUACACAAGAAAUCCGCCGCCUUGACAAUGUCGAAAGACAGCUGAGAUACUUUCAUACGCAGAUGGAGAAAGCUGGUAUUAACCUCCGUAAGAUAGAUUUGGAUGUCGACACCUUGGCAGCUCCAUCCGCCUCCGAAAUCGACGAAUUGUCCGAUCGAAGUCAAAGCCUCGAGCAGCGAGUCUCAUCUUUGAACGACAGCUACGAGACAUUGAAGAAACGAGAGGUCGAAUUGAUUGAGUGGCGAUGUGUUUUGAGGGAAGCCGGUCAGUUUUUUGAUAGAGCACACGGCAAUGUGGAGGAAAUCCGAGCUUCUACAGAGGACGAUGAUGCGCCACUCCUCCAAGAUAUUGAGCAGCAUGCCACGGGCCAAAAUGGAGAUGCUGAGAGGUCCUUCUCCGUCAUGAACAUUGGUUUCGUCGCUGGUGUCAUUCCCAGGGAUCGUGUUGCGGCAUUCGAGCGUAUUCUCUGGCGGACGUUGCGUGGCAAUCUUUACAUGAAUCAGUCUGAGAUCCAAGAAGAACUCAUUGAUCCUACCAACAACGAGCCUAUCAAGAAGAAUGUUUUCUUGAUUUUUGCACACGGAAAGGAGCUUAUAGCCAAAAUCAGGAAGAUCUCAGAGUCUCUAGGUGCUGAUUUAUACAGCGUCGAUGAGAACAGCGAUCUCCGCCGGGAUCAAAUCCACGAAGUCAACACUCGCCUAGGAGAUUUGGGAAGUGUUCUCAAGAACACCAAGACCACACUGGAUGCGGAGCUCACUCAGAUUGCUCAAAGUCUGGCUGCCUGGAUGGUCCUUGUCAAGAAGGAAAAGGCUGCAUACCAGACAUUGAAUUUGUUCUCCUACGACCAGGCCCGAAAGACCCUUAUCGCAGAGGCGUGGUGUCCCACGAAUUCCCUACCUGCCAUUAAAGCGACACUUCACGAUGUCAAUAACCAAGCGGGGCUUUCUGUCCCAUCUAUCAUCAAUGAGAUUCGAACAAACAAGACUCCACCGACAUAUCAGAAGACUAAUAGGUUUACGGAAGGAUUUCAAACAAUCAUCAAUGCCUAUGGAACUGCCAAAUAUCAGGAAGUCAAUCCUGGUCUGCCGACUAUUGUUACCUUCCCCUUCUUGUUUGCUGUUAUGUUUGGUGAUUUUGGUCACGGAUUCCUGAUGGUUGUUGCUGCCGUCGCAAUGAUAUACUGGGAAAAGAAACUGAAAAAGGUUCGUGAUGAACUUUUCGUCAUGGCUUUCUACGGACGCUACAUUAUGCUCAUGAUGGGUAUCUUUUCCAUGUACACUGGUCUCAUCUACAACGACGUCUUCUCUAAAUCACUCUCACUCUUUCCUAGCGCAUGGAAAUGGGUAAAACCAGAAGGCUGGGUUGAAGGACAAACUCUGGUAGCACAACUAAACCCAGACACGCCAGGUUAUCGAUACCCAUUUGGUCUGGACUGGAUGUGGCACGGAACGGAGAACGAUCUCUUGUUCUCUAACAGUUACAAGAUGAAGCUCAGUAUUCUCAUGGGUUGGGCACAUAUGACAUACUCAUUGUGUCUUUCUUACAUCAACGCCCGCCAUUUCAAGACUCCAAUCGAUAUCUGGGGCAACUUUGUCCCCGGCAUGAUCUUCUUUCAAUCGAUUUUCGGAUACCUUGUCUUCACCAUCGUAUAUAAAUGGGUGGUUGAUUGGAAUGCUAUCGGCGAGUCGCCGCCUGGACUGCUCAACAUGUUGAUCUACAUGUUUUUGUCUCCUGGUACCAUCGAGGAACCGUUAUACCGUGGUCAAGGACCAAUCCAAGUCUUCCUUGUGCUCCUUGCCGUGAUUCAAGUGCCUGUUUUGCUUUUCUUGAAGCCACUCUACCUCAGGUGGGAGCACAACAGAGCCCGUGCUAAGGGGUACAGAGGACUUGGUGAGACCUCCCGUGUUAGUGCACUUGAUGGUGAUGAUGACGACAGCAAUACCUUGGACGGAAGAAACAGCCUUGCCAGUGAUGGCGAAGGUGUGGCUAUGAUCACGCAAGAUAUUGGUGGAGAUGAAGAACAUGAGGAGUUUGAGUUUUCAGAAGUCAUGAUCCACCAAGUCAUCCAUACUAUUGAAUUUUGUUUGAAUUGUGUUUCUCAUACCGCUUCCUAUCUACGUCUCUGGGCCUUGUCGCUUGCCCAUCAACAACUCUCGGUCGUCUUGUGGACGAUGACAUUGGCCAAUGGUCUCUCAACCACUGGACCCUUAGGAGUAUUCAUGAUCGUCGUCACAUUCUACAUGUGGUUUUUCCUUACGAUCGCAGUUCUUGUCGUUAUGGAGGGUACCAGUGCCAUGUUGCACAGUUUGCGUCUACACUGGGUCGAGGCCAUGAGUAAACAUUUCAUGGGUGACGGAAUACCUUUUGAGCCAUUUUCAUUUAAGCAGAUGUUGGAGGAGGAUGAGGCAGCAGCAGACAUUUCGUAA
Molecule: messenger RNA, 2589 nt
Organism: Glarea lozoyensis ATCC 20868
Lineage: Eukaryota; Fungi; Ascomycota; Leotiomycetes; Helotiales; Helotiaceae
Exons: 4
Coding region: 1-2589 (862 amino acids)
Biological process (GO): vacuolar acidification; proton transmembrane transport
Cellular component (GO): vacuolar proton-transporting V-type ATPase complex; vacuolar proton-transporting V-type ATPase, V0 domain; fungal-type vacuole membrane
Molecular function (GO): ATPase binding; proton-transporting ATPase activity, rotational mechanism
Source: RefSeq, a predicted model, not a curated record